Molecule: messenger RNA, 1576 nt
Organism: Etheostoma cragini (Arkansas darter)
Lineage: Eukaryota; Metazoa; Chordata; Actinopteri; Perciformes; Percidae
Gene: lysmd2
Product: LysM, putative peptidoglycan-binding, domain containing 2
Exons: 3
Coding region: 232-873 (213 amino acids)
Source: RefSeq, a predicted model, not a curated record
CCUCCUUGACGUUUUUACGACAACGUAAACGGGUCUAUGACAAAAGCUACCCGUGAGGAAGUGGUCCCCAAACAUGUCUCGUAUCUCCUGGGUUAACAUGCGGAAUAUGACCGGGGAUGGGAAUCUCCCAGCCGCCUGAACCAGCGGUUUACUGUACUGCAGCGAGUCAACUAGCUAGAGCGUUAAGACAAACAGAGGCGACAGGCGGGUUCUUUAUUUAUUCAAGAGAAGAUGGCGGAGUUUUCGCCCGUCCUGCCGAUUCGGGAUGGAGGAGGACGGUUUGGCCAACCCAUUUUCCCUCGGUCCAGGUCCGGGUCCGAGUCAGAAAGCGAACUGUCCCAGAGCCUGGCCCGGACCAAGAUCCGCUCGUACGGGAGCACAGCUAGCGUCACGGCUUCUCUGGGGGAGAAAUACAUAGAGCAUCGGGUUACAGACAGUGAUACCCUACAAGGGAUUGCUCUCAAAUAUGGUGUUACGAUGGAGCAAAUCAAGAGAGCCAACAAGCUGUUCAGCAAUGACUGCAUCUUUCUGAAGAAUAGCCUCAACAUCCCCGUGUUGUCGGAGAAGCGCUACAUAUUUAACGGACUGUCUCUGGAGUCUCCUGAUGGGGACAGUGAAGCAGCUUGCCAGGAGGCAGAUACACCUUGUGUUAUGUUGCAGGAUAUCGAGGGACCCUCGCCAGCCCCAUCCCCGCCCCCGCCCCCGGAGAACUCCAAACGCCCCCAGCCAGAGGAGCUGUCAGCCAAAGACUUCUUACACAGACUGGACUUGCAAAUUAAACAAUCAAAACAGGCAGCACGCAGGCUGAAAGAAGAGGAAGUAAGGAACAAUGAGGACUACACAACCCCAACAACGUCAUAUCAGGAGAUAUAAAGGACCAGUUCGUUUACUGCACGCGCACACACACACACACACACACACACACACACACACACACACACACACACACACACACACACACACACACACACACACACACACACACACAAUGCUUUUAUUUCCUCUUUACCUUUUACCAAACCAUGUUGAACCAAACUGUCAUGUUUGCCUUUUUAUUUAUUGAUAUGCAAUUAUUAAGAUGUAUGAUUGUUUUUGUUUUGUUCUACUUGGAGGCGCGUCUGAUACUGUUACAUAGCAUCUGAGCACACGGCUCAACUCAUCAUAUGCUUCUAAAGCUGCUGUGAAGAACCCACCUGCUGCACAUUUACACGCACACACACACACACACACACACACACACACACACAAACACAAACAGCGCUAAGCAGUUCCAGAAGGAUAAGCUUGUUAGACUUGCCACCUAGAAUAGUAUCAUUGGGAAGUAUAUUCAGGCGUUCCUCAUCAGUGUUUACCUUGUUUCAGCACACCCCAAACAGAAGUGGUGGAUGGACUCAAGCCUUUGAACAAGUUCCAUUUGCCUAUUAGAAGCUUUUUCUUCUGGAAAAAGAAGGGACUGUUCUAUUUUUGAAGUGUGAAUGUUUUAUUUAUGUGUGUGAAGUGUCUGUAACAGCUGUGUUAUGUGCUUUUAAAUUCUAUUGGUUUUAUUUGAGGAGAAUAAAUAUGUCCUUUAACCAGA